AUGGAAGAUUCGCAGCUGCCCCUGGUACUUUCGGCAACUGGAGCGCAUGAUGCAUGGCGCGGCUGGAGGGAUACUUCGAGAAGAAGAGCUCAGCAAACAAGCUUGUUUCUCGUCGACGCUUUUUACGGCCAAGAGGGAGAAAUUGAUGAUGUACUGCAACAGAUCAACCACAGUCUCAGUGAAUCGUACGCGUUCCUGAUCACGGCACUGAUGUCAAAAGCAGACUCUAUAACGGGGUAA
Peronospora belbahrii is the source of this 240-nucleotide messenger RNA. Lineage: Eukaryota; Oomycota; Peronosporomycetes; Peronosporales; Peronosporaceae. The record is from the annotation of a GenBank genome assembly.